UGUGCCUGGCACGCCAGUACUAGUAGAUUUGUAGUAUAAAGGAUUUGGUUUGUGAAAGGUUUUCAUUUACUCUUCGUUGUGCUGAAAAAGCUUGAUAGAAGAUGGCAAUGGAUGUAAAAUACCUCAAGGAAUGCAUUGGAAAAUGCUUGGCUGAAGGACUUGCUGAAGUGGCAGACCGUCAGCCAGUGGACCCAAUCAGUUUCCUGGCAUAUUGGAUUUACAGCUACAAGAACAAAUUAAAUGAAGAAGAACAGAGGAGGAUAGAGAGGGCUCAAUUAGAAUGUGAACAUGAAGAAGCCCUUGCAGAAUUGGAGAGGAUAGAAAAGUUGAAAGCAGAAGAGCUCCUGGUUGCCCAGAAAUUUGAAGAACAACAGAAGAUGUUUAAAGAGCUGGAACCAGAAAAGACAAUUGUGGAAUUAACUGAGAAAGAUGGAGGGCCAGUUUUGCAGAGCUUUGAAGAAACUGACGAAAACCAUAUAAACAAAAAGAGGACUAAAGAGAAAGAUCUGGAGAUUCCAGAGAAAUAUGGAUCAAACCAAGAAGCCUUGGAAGACAAAUUGGAUCAAGGUGAUGUAAGUGUAAAGAAUGAGCUGGAUGAGAUACCUGGUGAGGCAAGUACUAGCAUAACUCUCCAGGAAGCCUUGACAGAGAUAAUCAUGGAUGAAGAUUUUAAUCAGAUUCCUAAGGAGAUGAUGGAUGAUGGAGGGGGAAACCAAUUGGAACAUUAUGAAGUAACUGAGAAUGAACAAGAUAUGCAAACAGAAGAUGACGAUCCAGAUGAGGAAGACGAUCCAGAUGAGGAAGACAAAUCCAGUCAAGAUCUGGAUUUGGAAUAAUAGCACAAUCCUACCCAUGUUUACUCAGAAGUAAGUCCCACUGAGUUCAGCAGAGCUUUCUUACAAAAUAUUAUGCAUAGGAUUGUAACCUAAAACUUAAAGAAGCAACUUCUGAGUUGGUUUAGUUCCCCCCCCUUUCUCUAACUUGUAGUGUUCUGGUGUGGAUGAUUAAGGCAUUCCUUCAUAGCUGGGAAUGUGUACACAGCUUGUAGUAUUGUUGAACUGAAAUGUGAUAUGCGUGAGAAGAUGAGUGUAAUAUUUGACGAUUAAGAGGCUGAGAUGAAUUGAUCCUCUUGUGUGUGCCACAAGCCAGAGAGCUAAUCUAGAUAAUCUAGAUAAGCUCAAGAGUUCAUGCUUGCCCAACAGCAUCAUUGACAUUUUGCUCUUGAAUUACAAAUCCCUGUGCUUCAUUUGUGAAUUGCUGCUGAAAUUCUCGUUUCAAAGGUGGCUUGCCAUACACUCUUUGGGGUUGGUAUGAGAGAAGGCAUGGGAGAAGAGUGAGAAGCUAUAGAGGUAUUUCCACCAUUUAUUGAAGUGUGAGUGGAGAUAUCUUUAAUGAAUUACUGAGUGGAAGAGGUUUACUUAAAAUCUUAGAAUAAAGAACAGAACUCAUCAUGUUCAUGAAGUGAUAACCUUUUGUAAUUAGAUACAGUAGGCCCCACUCAUACGGCGGGUUACAUUCCAGACCCCUGCCGAAAAGCAAAGACCACUGAAAAGUGGAACUCUGUCAAUAAAAUGGCGCCUGUAGCCUGAAAAAUGCUGUAAAAGCGGAUGAAGUGCCAUAUGAGUGGGGUCUUACUCUAACUGAAAGCCGCCGUAUAGGUGGAACGCCGAAAAGUGGGGGCCUACUGUACUUGUGUGAUUUAGUUGUGCAUUAUUUGUGAACACCCCAGCUGUUAAAGGUGAUAGCCAUUCUGAGCCAAAUCAUGUUUGACCGAGCCCAAUCAAGAAUACUCCAGGAAUGUGCAGACCCACCAUCAAGCUUGUAGUUGGGCUGUGCUUAUGUUGAGGCAGUGUUUAUAAUUCAGGGGUCACCAAUGUGACACCCAUGGGAACCUGUGUGUCCUUCAGUAUCUCUUAUGGAACCUGUAAAGAUUUAUGGGUAGACAAUUAGCCAAACAAGGCACCACUGAAAAUAGCUAAUGGAGUUUGGUCAGUGAGCAUGCCACAGGGUGUAAUCAAGAAUAUUAAGAAAAUAAGAACAUAAUUUCCAAAUUCUAAACGCAGCAAAAUUAUAAUAUACAGGAUAAGUUACUUGGAAGAGUACAGCCAAUAAAAAAUGACAAAGUUAAGCUAAGUCUGACUAAACACUUGAAAACUCUAACUCAAGUUCCUCAGCAAAAUACCAACAAUUUCUUAGCAUAGUCAGUUACCAGAUGGUCAGAGUCAGGUGAGAGAGCAGAAUCCAGUAAGGCGUCACAAAGCUUAGGGACCCCCCCUCCCCCCAUGAAUUCUGCAAAUCAAAAGAGGGGCCAUUGAAAUCAUGCAAAUCACAGUGAUGUAGCCCUCACAUGCAGACGCUGGUUCAUACAAAUAGUAUCUCUGUCUAAGGGUGGCCAUGAACUGGGCAGUGGAUCUUACAGUCUCCCAUGCAGAUAGUAAUUAAAUGUGAGCUCUCCUUUCAGUUUGGAAACCUCUUCCGCACUGAGUGUUUCCAGAUGUUUCUUCUAGACAGAAAUCAUAAGCUCCUUGAGGCAGGGACCUGUCCUUUUGUGCUCAGUUUUUGUUUAUCUGUAAAGUAUCACGCAGAUCGGUGCUGCAUAUAAAAAAUGUAACCGACUAUUGUAUUGCCCUCAUGUUCUGUCAGUACUUGAAAUGUUGUAGCUCAUAUGGAAUUAAUGUCUGCCUUUUCAUUUUAGUGUGUGUGAAAUGAUCACAAUGGUAAUUAUGAUACAUGUGCCUUUCAUUUAUUGUUUCUAAAUGAAA
Molecule: messenger RNA, 2762 nt
Organism: Rhineura floridana
Lineage: Eukaryota; Metazoa; Chordata; Lepidosauria; Squamata; Rhineuridae
Product: DPY30 domain-containing protein 1-like
Exons: 5
Coding region: 102-836 (244 amino acids)
Cellular component (GO): Set1C/COMPASS complex
Source: RefSeq, a predicted model, not a curated record